Tarenaya hassleriana is the source of this 3188-nucleotide messenger RNA. RefSeq names its product homeobox-leucine zipper protein ANTHOCYANINLESS 2. The coding region runs from base 439 to 2889 and encodes 816 amino acids. Gene Ontology annotation, molecular function: DNA binding; DNA-binding transcription factor activity, RNA polymerase II-specific; lipid binding. NCBI's taxonomy places the organism in Eukaryota, Viridiplantae, Streptophyta, Magnoliopsida, Brassicales, Cleomaceae. The record is from RefSeq and is a predicted model, not a curated record. The transcript has 11 exons. Gene Ontology annotation, biological process: regulation of DNA-templated transcription.
AGAAAAAGAAAAAGAAAAAGCCCAUCUCUCUCUCUCUCUUAAAAAGAAAAGAAGGGAGUCAAAUCUCAACAUGCAAGUGAAAAAACGGAGGCUCUUCUCAGUUACCCAAAACUAGGUUUCCCAUGUUCUUCUUCGUCUUCCCCAUCACCCUCUGAGAUAUAGAAACUAGAAAGAGAGAGAGAGAUUGAGAACGAAGAGCCCAGUGAUAAUCAUUUUCUCGUCUUCCUGCUUUCGUUCUCUUUCUCUCUCCUCGGCCUGAGUUUCAUCUUUCUGGUUUCUCAUUUUCUAUUUCCGUGAAAGUCUCGAUUUGUUUCUCAAUCUUUCCGCUGCUUUCUAUUCCGGGUUUUCAACACAAGAAGAACGAGCGAUUCUGGUUCAUAUUCCUUUUGGUCCUUUUUUAUUUUAUAGGAAGAUAAAAGCAUCGAGUGUUUUUAUUUUAUGAACUUCGGGGGUCUGCUCGAUAACUCCUCCGGCGGCGGCGGCGGCUCGAGGAUCCUCUCCGACAUAUCUUAUGUCAACCACCCCAACGCCAAUCCCCGCGGAGCCAUGUCUCUCUUCUCUCCUCCUUUCUCUAAAUCUGUCUUUUCCUCUCCAGGCCUCUCUCUCGCCAUCGUGCAACCGGAGAGAGAGAACCGUGGGGAAGCGUCCAUGAGAGCAAGCGGCGAUAAUCUGGAAGGGAGUGCCAACCGGAGAAGCCGAGAAGAAGAGCAUGAGAGCAGAUCUGGGAGCGAUAACGUCGAAGGAAUCUCCGGCGACGAUCAAGACGCCGCCGAUAAGCCGCCCAGGAAGAAGCGAUACCACCGACACACUCCUCAGCAAAUCCAGGAGCUCGAAGCCAUGUUCAAAGAAUGUCCCCAUCCCGACGAGAAACAGCGGUUGGAGUUGAGCAAGAGACUUUGCUUGGAGACAAGACAAGUCAAGUUCUGGUUCCAGAACCGCCGCACUCAGAUGAAGACGCAGCUGGAGCGGCAUGAGAACGCGUUGCUCCGACAAGAAAACGAUAAGCUAAGAGCAGAGAACAUGUCGAUACGCGAAGCCAUGCGUAACCCAAUCUGCAGCAGCUGCGGAGGACCCGCCAUGCUCGGCGACGUUUCCCUCGAAGAGCAACACCUCAGAAUCGAGAACGCACGUCUCAAGGACGAGCUCGACCGAGUCUGCGCCCUCGCCGGCAAAUUCCUCGGACGCUCCAUUUCUGGCGAUCCACCUCUCCCCAACUCCUCGCUCGAGCUCGGUGUCGGCACCACAGCCUCCGCCAACGCCGGCGGCUUCGGAUUUCCGCCGGAUUUUGGGAUAUCGAGCACCGCUGUCAGAUGUUUGCCAACGAUACCUCCGCAGCCAUUGGUUUCUGGGGUUACCGGGAUCGAUCAGAGGUCUGUUCUGUUGGAGCUGGCUCUGACCGCCAUGGAUGAGCUUGUGAAGCUGGCUCAGACGGAUGAGCCGUUGUGGGUAAAAGGCUUGGACGACGAGAGAGAGAUUCUUAACCAAGAGGAGUACGUCAGAAGUUUCCCGCCCACCGUCGGUCUGAAGCCGGCCGGCUUUGUGACUGAAGCCUCUAGAACCACCGGUAUGGUCAUCAUCAACAGUCUGGCCCUCGUCGAGACCUUGAUGGACUCUAACCGGUGGACGGAGAUGUUCCCAUGCAUCAUAUCAAGAGCCUCGACCACCGAUGUGAUCUCCGGCGGAAUGGCCGGAACAAGAAACGGUGCAAUUCAGCUGAUGCACGCGGAGCUUCAAGUGUUGUCUCCAUUGGUUCCGGUACGCGAGGCGAAUUUCCUCCGGUUCUGCAAGCAGCACGCGGAGGGCGUGUGGGCGGUGGUUGACGUCUCUGUCGACGGAGUCCGUGAAAAUUCGGGCUGUUUGCCGGCGAUGUCUCUCCGGCGGCUUCCUUCCGGCUGCGUGGUUCAGGAUAUGCCCAACGGAUACUCCAAGGUGACGUGGGUGGAGCAUGCAGAGUACGAGGAGAACCAAGUCCACCAGCUAUACCGGCCGAUGCUGAGGUCUGGCCUCGGCUUUGGUGCUCAGCGUUGGGUCGCCACGCUGCAGCGUCAAUGCGAGUGUCUCGCCAUCCUCAUGUCCUCCUCUGUCAACCCUCCUGACAACGGCGCCAUAACGGCAGGCGGGCGGAAGAGCAUGCUGAAGCUGGCACAGAGGAUGACUUACAACUUCUGCUCGGGCAUAUCGGCGCCGUCCGUGCAGAGCUGGAGCAAGCUGACGGUGGGACACGUGGGCCCUGACGUGAGGGUAAUGACGAGAAAGAGCGUGGACGACCCUGGUGAGCCGCCUGGGAUAGUGCUGAGCGCCGCCACGUCGGUGUGGGUGCCUGGGUCGCCGCAGCGGCUCUUUGACUUCCUAAGGGACGAACGGCUCAGAUGCGAGUGGGAUAUUCUAUCCAACGGUGGCCCCAUGCAGGAGAUGGCUCACAUCGCCAAAGGCCAAGAUGAGGGCAACUCCGUCUGUCUCCUCCGCUCUAAUGCCAUGAACGCAAGCCAGAGCAGUAUGCUCAUACUGCAGGAGACGCGCAUAGACGCAUCCGGAGCGCUUGUCGUGUACGCGCCUGUUGACAUACCCGCCAUGCACGUCGUCAUGAACGGUGGAGAUUCUUCCUACGUGGCUCUCCUCCCCUCUGGCUUCGCCAUCCUCCCCGACGGAGGUGGUCCCUCCUCCCCCCACGGCGGUGGGGGCUCGCCCCGUGGUCCCGCCUCCCCCCACGGCGGUGGGGUCUCGCCUCGUCCCCCCGCCCCCCGUGGGUCCCUCCUUACGGUGGCGUUUCAGAUACUUGUCAACAGCCUCCCCACCGCCAAACUGACGGUGGAGUCGGUGGAGACCGUUAACAACCUUAUAACGUGCACCGUUCAGAAGAUCCGGGCUGCCCUACACUCCGACAGCUGAUCUCUGCUGCCUCCCUUCGGCCUUUUCUUCCUUGUGGUUUCUUUUUUUUUUUUCCUUUAAAAAAACUUUUUUAACCAUUUCUUAUGUUGUUUAAUUAUGGGGGUGUCGAGUCAAGAACGAACCGCGCGUGGGGGUGAAAGCCGACUCCUUUCAUGGCGUUCGGAAGGGCGAAACCGUCUUUUUGAGUAGCUGUGAAGGGUGGUGGUUCGGGUAUUGACUCGGGUCUGAAACCCCGUUUAAUCUGUGGCUCUAACGGACCAGCUAUAUAUACAUAUAGAUGUCUUUUGUGUGAUUCUUUC